Molecule: messenger RNA, 649 nt
Organism: Telopea speciosissima
Lineage: Eukaryota; Viridiplantae; Streptophyta; Magnoliopsida; Proteales; Proteaceae
Exons: 1
Coding region: 1-528 (175 amino acids)
Source: RefSeq, a predicted model, not a curated record
AUGGGUUCGCUGUUGGAACCAAGAUCCAUGUCUUUGAUGCCGUUUCUAUGUUUAAUCUUGCUCUGCUUGAUGUCUUUCCCUGCAACACCAGCGGCCGACGACGAUGAUACACUGACUGCUUACGAAGCCCUCCAACAAUAUGAUUUCCCGGUGGGAAUUGUCCCAAAAUCGAUCGUCAGGUAUGAUUUAGACAGAUCUACGGGGAAGUUCUCAGCUUAUUUGAAUAGUAGCUGCAGCUUUUCCCUGAUCGAUUCCUACCAGCUCAACUACCAGCCCACCAUCUCAGGCUAUAUCUCUAAAGACAAGCUCACUCAAUUGAAGGGCGUCAGUGUUAAAAUUCUUCUCUUUUGGGUGAACAUCGUUGAUGUGGUUCGGAGCGGCGAUGAGCUUCAAUUCUCCGUGGGAAUCGCUUCUGCUUCUUACCCUAUCGAAAACUUCCUGGAGUCGCCGCAGUGUGGUUGUGGGUUCGAUUGCAAUGAAGAGCUAUCAAAGGGGAUUGAAGGAGACCUCCUCGUUUCUGCUUCUUAGGAGAAAUUAGUUGCAGGUAAUGGUAGAUUGGUUAUCUUCGUUGUUAUUAGUUUAUUAACAGUAGAAUAAUAAGGCAGUAGAACAAAGAAUCUACUAGAAUGCUAUUUGCUUUGUACAAUUU